AUGGCUUUCAAAUUCGUUGUACUCUCAGCUCUAUUGGCCGUUGCCAGCGCCGGUUUGCUGCAGCCCGUCACCUACGCCCACUACGCUAAUCCCGCCGUCGAUGCCGUCGCCUCCAGUCACCAGAACGUCGUACGCAAUUUCGAUGGUACUGUCUCACAGUACUCGAAGACCAUUGAAACUCCCUACUCCAGCGUUCACAAAUCGGAUACUCGCGUCAGUAAUAAUGUCUACACUCCUGCUCUGGCUAAGACUGUCACUUACGCAGCGCCUGCUGUAGCUAAAACGGUCUAUGCUGCUCCAGCUCCAACCGCUUACUAUGCACACUCCGCUCCAGUUGCUAAAACUGUAGCCUAUGCGGCGCCAGCUGUCGCCAAGACUGUGUCCUACGCUGCUCCUGCUCCUGUGUAUCAACAUGAGGUACCUGUUGCCAAAACUGUGACGUAUGCUGCCCCGGCUGUUGCCAACACUGUGUCCUACGCUGCUCCUGCUCCAGUUUACCAUCAUGCCGCACCUGUCGCCGUGCAUUACUCUCCAGCUGAGACUUCGUCUCACAUGAGCUUCGAUGGUUUCGGCACCCACUGGGGUUGGUAA
Messenger RNA from Rhagoletis zephyria (snowberry fruit fly), 591 nucleotides. RefSeq names its product cuticle protein LPCP-23-like. The record is from RefSeq and is a predicted model, not a curated record. Lineage: Eukaryota; Metazoa; Arthropoda; Insecta; Diptera; Tephritidae.